AUGGAAAAUGGUGAUAGUACAGAUAAUACUAUCUCUCAACUAAAUGCUUUUAAAAUAAAGUUAAAUGAAGCUAAUAUUCAAAACACAAUUAUAAUUAAAAAAAUAAUUCAAAAGUCAUUUCAUAGAUUUAAUUAUUUAUCAGAAAUUCGAAAUGAAGCAUUAGAGCCAUUGUACAACUUAAAAUGGAACGCAAUUGAUACGAGAAUUAUAUUUUUAAAUGAUAUUUAUUAUAAAGUAUCAGAUGUUAUCAAUUUAAUCAAUACAAAUAGUAUGGAGUAUGACUUUGCUUGUGGAGUUGACUUCUAUUAUGCUUUUUAUGAUGUGUUGGUGUCUAGAGAUUUCAACAAGAGCAAUUUGAUGAAUUAUUAUCCAUAUUUUAAGAAUCCAGUCGAUCAAAAAUUAGUACGAAAUGGAUUGCCAGUUCGUGUAUUUAGUGGAUGGAAUGGAAUGGUUAUAAUGAAAGCUGCUCCAUUUAUAAAUCAUAACGUAUUUUUUCGACAAAAUCAACUAGAUGAAACUAUGGAAUCAGAAUGUUAUUUUAUAUGUAAAGAUUUUUGGAAAUUAGGGUUCAAUCGCAUUUAUAUUAAUCCAAAUGUCAAAGUAGCUUAUUCACCUAUAUUUUAUUAUCUUCACAAAUAUUGUAUGGGACCUGUUAAUAUUUUUACGGAUUGGUAUUACUGGUUAAUAGAAGAUUAA
Adineta steineri is the source of this 696-nucleotide messenger RNA. The record is from the annotation of a GenBank genome assembly. Lineage: Eukaryota; Metazoa; Rotifera; Eurotatoria; Adinetida; Adinetidae.